Molecule: messenger RNA, 3095 nt
Organism: Suncus etruscus (white-toothed pygmy shrew)
Lineage: Eukaryota; Metazoa; Chordata; Mammalia; Eulipotyphla; Soricidae
Gene: LMX1B
Product: LIM homeobox transcription factor 1 beta
Exons: 8
Coding region: 59-1270 (403 amino acids)
Biological process (GO): neuron differentiation; regulation of transcription by RNA polymerase II
Cellular component (GO): nucleus
Molecular function (GO): RNA polymerase II transcription regulatory region sequence-specific DNA binding; DNA-binding transcription factor activity, RNA polymerase II-specific
Source: RefSeq, a predicted model, not a curated record
CCCAGCCAGCCAGCCCCCCGCAAGCGGCAGCCCUGGCCCCGGCGCCCCGCGUCGUCCCAUGGAUAUAGCAACAGGUCCCGAGUCACUGGAGCGCUGCUUCCCCCGUGCCGCGCAGACCGACUGCGCCAAGAUGUUGGACGGCAUCAAGAUGGAGGAGCACGCCCUGCGCCCCGGGCCGGCCACUCUGGGGGUGCUACUGGGCUCCGACUGCCCGCAUCCCGCGGUGUGCGAGGGCUGCCAGCGCCCCAUCUCCGACCGCUUCCUGAUGCGCGUCAACGAGUCGUCCUGGCACGAGGAGUGUUUGCAGUGCGCGGCGUGUCAGCAAGCCCUCACCACCAGCUGCUAUUUCCGGGAUCGGAAACUCUACUGCAAACAAGACUACCAACAGCUCUUCGCUGCCAAGUGCAGCGGCUGCAUGGAGAAGAUCGCCCCCACAGAGUUCGUGAUGCGCGCACUGGAGUGCGUGUACCACCUGGGGUGCUUCUGCUGCUGCGUGUGCGAGCGGCAGCUCCGCAAGGGCGACGAGUUCGUGCUCAAGGAGGGGCAGCUGCUGUGCAAGGGUGACUACGAGAAGGAGAAGGACCUGCUCAGCUCCGUGAGCCCCGACGAGUCCGACUCAGUAAAAAGCGAGGAUGAAGAUGGCGACAUGAAGCCCGCCAAGGGCCAGGGAGGCCAGAGCAAGGGCAGCGGGGACGAUGGGAAGGACCCCCGAAGGCCCAAGCGACCCCGGACCAUCCUCACCACGCAGCAGCGACGAGCUUUCAAGGCCUCCUUUGAAGUGUCCUCCAAGCCUUGCAGGAAGGUCCGAGAGACGUUGGCAGCAGAGACGGGCCUCAGUGUGCGCGUGGUGCAGGUCUGGUUCCAGAACCAAAGAGCAAAGAUGAAGAAGUUGGCACGAAGGCAUCAGCAGCAGCAGGAGCAGCAGAACUCCCAGCGGCUGGGCCAAGAGGUGCUGUCGAGUCGAAUGGAAGGCAUGAUGGCCUCAUACACGCCGCUGGCACCGCCACAGCAACAGAUCGUGGCCAUGGAGCAGAGCCCGUACGGCAGCAGCGACCCCUUCCAGCAGGGCCUCACGCCACCCCAAAUGCCAGGUGACCACAUGAACCCCUAUGGGAGCGACUCCAUCUUCCAUGACAUCGACAGCGACACGUCCCUCACGAGCCUCAGCGACUGCUUCCUGGGGUCAUCUGAUGUGGGCUCCCUGCAGGCCCGCGUGGGGAACCCCAUCGACCGGCUCUACUCCAUGCAGAGUUCCUACUUCGCCUCCUGAGGGCCGGCUAGGCCACACAGACGCUUGGACGGGGGUGUCGCAGGGAGUCGGGUAGGGAGGGGACCCACGGCCUCCAGCUGGUCACCCCCGAACCCCGCCCGCCGCCCGCACGGACUGCAGACAGCCAUAUGGUGCCCUCGGUGGCCGGUGGGCACGUGCCUGACAGGACUAGGCAGGACCUGUGUGCCCCCAUCGGGGCCUGGAAUUCUUCGACCGCCACUGGCCUCCCGCCCCCCUGGGCCUCCAUCACCUCCUCGUCCCACCCGCUCUCUUUUUUGGGAAGUGUAAAUUCUCUCUAUUUUUUUAAAUGUCCUUGUGUCCAGCCCCUCCGUGGCCUGCCCGGGACAAGGACCUUGUGCCCGGAAGUGCUCAUUCCCCUGGGCAAGCCUGUCAUGGCCCUUUCCAGCUCCAGUUCCAGGCCUGGGGGAUCCAGGCAUGGGGGCCCAACUCAGAAGGGACACAGCAGGCCUGCAUGACAUGCAGACUCACAGCCCCCGCCUCCCCAAAGACCCGUCCAGCCCUGUCCUGUCGGGAAGGGACUGGGCCAGGCUGGGGAAGGGGAGGUACAGACACCCCCACUCCGAGUGGAGAGGGACCUCAAAUGCUCCUCUUUGGCUGUCCAUGCCACGGCCACCACUGCCCCUUCUUACCCCCAUCCUGAGGUGGGGCACCCCUUCUCUCAGCAGCACCCUAGAGGCUCCUCUAGUCACUUCACCUGGGCUUGGUUGGUAUUAUUUCCUGCUCUUCCUCUUAAAGAUGCCCCAAUGCUGGGCUCCAGCUUUUCCCCCUGAAGGUGGGAACCCAGCAUAGUCGCAUCUUCCCAGACAUCAUCCACGUAAGCCGGCCCAUCACCUCCUGUUAACUUGAGGCCCUCUGCCUCUGUGAAUGUGGCCCGAGAGCUGGCCAGUGUUUCUGGUCACAGAGCCCCCUAUCCCUAUCCCACCCAAACUAAGCCACGUCCAUCUUCUUUGGGUGUGGGGGGGGACACACCAAAGCAGGGAUGGUACCAGCAGGGUGAGGACUAUUUAUUGCUCAAAUCCAGUGAGGUGCCCAGUCUUUUGUCUGGCUUUGUUUCCUCCCUGUGGUUUCUCUGCAUCUUGAUACUGCAGUUAUUGGUUUGCCCUCACCCCUGGGUAUACCAACAGACCCAGGUGCCCUUGGGGAUGCAGCCUGCCCAUUCUCCAACCUUGUUGGGGGACAGGAGGUGGGGUGGGGUGCUGCCCACUCUGCCUGACCAUAUACAUCUCACAGGUGUACCCAGAUGGAUGCUGGGUCCAUGACCACUACCAUGACCUGGGCCCUGUGCAACCUUGUUGUCCGUGUGGUGGCUCGGCCACCUGAGGCCCCUCGACUACCCCCUCUGGGCCAGCGUGGUCCCUCCAGGCCACCACUGCCCUAUCCAGCCUCUCAUUUCCAAAUAGAUCAUCUCAGAUCUGGGGGCAUCCUUGCUUUGGUGGUUUAUCCCCCCACCCACCCAGUUUCAGGCUUUAGGCCCCCAUCUUGGGUCUCACCAGUUUCCUGAAGGCCUCCACAUGCCAGGCCCUGAUCCCCACCUCCUGAGCUAGCUGGAGGAGGAUCUCUAGUCACAUGCUGAGAAGCUUGGCUAGGAGGGGUAGGGCCAGCCCUGUUGGCCAGAUGCGUGCAGGCUAGAGGACCCAUCUGCCCAGUCCCACAUGCCCACCUAUUCAGUCCCUGCCAGGGGGUGCCACUUGGAGUGCUGAGAGGGAAGCCUCAACCCCUUAGGGCUCAUCUCCAGGAUCACUAGGCCCUGCCAGAGCUGGGGACACCCAUACUCAGUGUCGUGACCCAGGGAGCUUCAGAGAGA